Vicia villosa (hairy vetch) is the source of this 2612-nucleotide messenger RNA. RefSeq names its product scarecrow-like protein 8. The record is from RefSeq and is a predicted model, not a curated record. Gene Ontology annotation, cellular component: nucleus. Gene Ontology annotation, biological process: regulation of DNA-templated transcription. The coding region runs from base 117 to 2186 and encodes 689 amino acids. Gene Ontology annotation, molecular function: DNA-binding transcription factor activity; sequence-specific DNA binding. The transcript has a single exon. NCBI's taxonomy places the organism in Eukaryota, Viridiplantae, Streptophyta, Magnoliopsida, Fabales, Fabaceae.
UCUUAAUCUAGCUUAAAACCUUUCGUUAAAUUCGCCAUUUCGAAGUUUCAACUUCACAAGCAAACAAAAAAAACCCAUCCUUUUCUCUUUCAUGCUUUUCUGCUAUUAACUAAACCAUGUCUUCACCUGGAUUCCCAGGCGGUAUGGGACCCUCUGAUUUCCACGGCCGAGCAAACAAUUUUUCCGGCAGAUACAGCACACUUCCGUCCAACAUGAAUAACUAUAACAACAAUUUCUCAAACCCAACCACCACCACCUCCACCACCCAGAAUUAUCAUAACCCUUUCUACCGAACCCAACAACAACAACAACAACAACAACCAUCGAAUUUUAUCGACCCUUCUUCACAAAUCGCACAAAAUCGAUCAUCAAACCUGAUCAGAAGAUACCUUGACCCUGCUACCCAAAUUGGAUAUAACCAAAUUUCCACACUCAAACGUACACGAACCCUCGCUGAAUAUCAAACCCAAUUCAUCAACAACAACAACAACCUUAACAACAACAACAAUAACCUUAACAACAACAAUACCCUUAACAACAACGUUAGCGACACCCCUCCUACCCACAAUUCCGCUAACCUUUAUCUUUCAAACCUUGUACUUCAUUCUGUAGGAGCUAGAAAUUUCCUACAACGUGGUUCUCCUAUGUCACCUCUUUCUCCGAUGGAUUACUCAAAUUCAUCAACUGAGUCUUCUUCCUCGGCUAUUGCCACGCUUCUUCGUUCCAAUCCUAGUGCUCAAAACCCAACACCCAUGAACUAUUCGAAUUCGAUCCCCCAGAAUUCGAAUUUUCAAUAUCAAUAUUCCAAUUUUGCUGAGAAUCAAACAACACUCCCUGACCCAGAUAAGCAAAUGCUGGAUGAUCAGUUAAUGGAGUUGGAAAAACAGCUUCUGGAAGACAUUGACGAAGAACAUGACCCAAAUUGUAUGAUUGCAAACAGUGAAUGGGCUGAGACAAUACAAAAUUUGAUUAACUUGGAGCAAAACCCGAUCCAGAUACCGGUUUCUUCACCCUGUUCAUCCAAUAAUUCAUCUUCUCCCUCUGCUGUUUUACCUGCUGCGUUCUCUUCCAAGCAAUGGUUAAUGGAAGCCGCUAACGCGAUUUCCGAAGGUAAAAUCGAUACUGCUUCGGAGAUCCUGAAUCGUUUGGCUUUGACACUGAAUCCAGCAGUGAAUUCUGAUGGUAGAUUAACAUUCUGUAUCAUCUCAGCGCUGAAUUCCCGCGUGAAUCAUUUUGAUAAUCCACCUCCAGUAGCGGAACUGUUCAGUAACGAACACGCUGAGUCUACUCAGCUUCUGUUCGAUAAUUCUUUCUGCUUCAAGCUCGCUAUCAUGACUGGUAACGUCGCUAUCAUCGAAGCUGCAUUCGAUGAAACAACAGCAGAGAACAGUUACCGCAAUAUGAUGAAUCUCUGUGUGGUGGAUUUUGAUAUUGGCCUUGGGAAAAGGUACAAGAGCCUUCUCUAUGAGCUACACGCACGGCUCAAUGGUUCACCGGCGACGCUGAAGAUCACAGCUGUAGUCGAUAACAUCCACGACGAGAGGUUGAAGAUGGUGGAAGAGAGAUUGAGUCUACAAGCAGAGCUUUUGAAUAUCGGGUUUGAAUUCAAUGUGGUGACACUGAAAAUCACCGAGCUGAGUCGCGAGACAUUGGGUGUCAACCCAGAGGAUAUUCUCGCUGUGAACUUCGCGUUCAGACUUUUCAGAGUGGCAGACGAAAGUGUGUCAACUGAGAAUCCACGCGAUGAGCUUCUCCGGCGCGUGAAGUCACUUUCCCCGCGUGUAGUAACUCUCUUAGAACAAGAGAUGAAUGCAAACACUGCCCCAUUCGUUGCACGUGUGGCUGAGUCAUUUUCUUACUACAACGCGCUGUUUGACUCAAUUGAGUCAACAGUGGGAAAGGAAAGCUUGGAGAGAGUCAAGAUUGAGGAGGGGCUGAGUCGGAAGCUGGGGAACAUGAUUGCUUGUGAAGGUAGAGAUCGCGUGGAGCGGUGUGAAAUGUUUGGGAAGUGGCGUGCACGGAUGAGUAUGGCUGGGUUUAUGUUGAACCCGGUGAGUCAGAAAGUAGCUGAGACGAUAAAAUCGCGACUCGCACCAGGUUGCCGAGUCACUAUGAAGGAAGAAAACGGUGGGGUUUUUUUUCGGUGGAUGGGAAGGACACUAACCGUCGCAUCUGCUUGGUGUUAACUCCACUCACUUUAUAUUCUUUUAAUUUUAUGGAUAUUAUUAUAUGUCACAUUGUUACGGGUACUUUAUCUAGAGAUAAUGGGUACAAAUAAGAAAAAAAAUGAAAAGAAAAAUUGGGUUGGGAAAUUGUACUGGAAGACUUGGUUCUUCUGUUUUGUUCCACCAAACAACCUUAAUAAAAAAGUGAUGAAGUUUAAGAACUGUUGUGUUACAUGCUUUUAUGAUUUUUGGUUUUUAUAAUUCAACAAUUAUGUGUUUUAAUUCAUUAUCAUAACUUCCAUGUGGGAAAGAAAGAAGUUGGUGUAUGUUUGGUUGAGAUCAUUGUAAUAUCCUUUCGGUUAAGUUAAAAAGUACUAUGGUGCGACUGUUUUAAGAUUUAAAAUUAUAUUUUUUAGAAUGAUAUUUUUAAGGUAUUAUUUUUGGAAA